Molecule: messenger RNA, 1227 nt
Organism: Helobdella robusta
Lineage: Eukaryota; Metazoa; Annelida; Clitellata; Rhynchobdellida; Glossiphoniidae
Exons: 6
Coding region: 1-1227 (408 amino acids)
Source: RefSeq, a predicted model, not a curated record
AUGUUGAAAAAUAGUUAUCAUAUAGUAAUACUUUAUUUAAUAUUAACAAGUAAGUUGUGCGAGUGUUUGAAAUGUUUCACGAAGUUUGAAAAUUAUUGCGCGUGUGAUACAAACUUCAAUAAGUCUGAAUUUUCCACGUUCUCGUACUGGGAUGGUCUCUUCUUGUGUUCCUUCAAAUGCUCACAAACACACCACUGUGUUGCUUACAACUUUUGGAGCGAGUCUAAUCAAUGCCAACUGUUUAAUAAAAGAUUGAAAAAGUUCUCUGUAGUAACCAACUGUCAAUAUUAUUUCAAAGAAGGUGGAUCUGUGAACAAUAGAUCCUUAGAGUUUUCUGUGGACAACUUUCUUAUUGAAUUCUACAUCAAUGGAGAAAAUAUAUCUGUUGCAAAAAAUUUUCAAGGUGCUAAGGUGUGGGCAACCGUCAAAACGUACAAAAAUCUCCCAGACGAGUUGUACAGUGUUGCUGUUCUGUUUUAUAACGAUGGAGGGCCUGGUGGCAUGAUAGCCAAGUCAUCAGAUGGAUACGUCCUUACAGACGGCAGUUGGAAAUGUACCGACACCUUCUAUGAAGGUUGGCAGAAAUUGGACUAUAAUGAUUCUUUCUGGUCUGACGCUAUAGUUGGCCGCAGGCAAACAUAUGUUAACUCUUAUCCAAUUGGUGAACCAGCGAAAUGGAUUUCUGAGCGCGGCGACUGCUACGAUUGUCAUGCAUAUUUCUACUGCAAGAAGAACUUUAUCCGAAUGUAUAUCUUAGUAAUUUGUUUCCUAAAUUUUUUAAUAAUCACUACCACAACGAGAGCAACUUCAAACUGCUUUAGAAGAUUUGAAGAGAAUGGGGUAGGUUUCUGCUCGUGUGACCGCCACGCUGAAAAGGUUGUACUUUCAAUGUUUACGUCUGGACAAGCUCUCACGUUGUGCUGGAUGAAAUGCUCACAAUCGAGCAGUUGUGGCUUGAUAGCCAAGACAUCUGACAACUACAUCCUCACGAACAGCACUUGGAAAUGCAUCAACGACUUCUACGAUGGCUGGUUCCAAGUUGAUUACGACGAUUUAUUCUGGCCUGAAGCAGUUGUUGGCUUCAAACAGAAGAAAAAAGGUUCUUUGAUAUCUGUGGAGUUGUUGGAUGCUCAGUGGAUUGUUGGACCAGAGAAUUGCGAUAACUGCACUUCGGACUUUUAUUGUAGGAAGAAGGAUAUAGGCUGGGUGACAUCGGGAACUUGUUGA